CACACGCUUUGGCAUUGACUAAAAAGUAAACCUCGUUCAAAUCUGUUGAGAAAUGAGCAAAUUACGAUUUAAUUUCAAUGUCCAUGCAUUGCGUUGGACGGGAAGGUCGACCUUUUCAACAUGGCCGCCACGUAGGCACGUCAGUUAUCCGAGAUGAUCCAUCGGGCUAGAUGAUCUCGUACUGUAUAUACGUCGAUAAACUUCCGGUGACGCAAUGUUAUCAAAUAUAAGUGAUAUGACGUACUCGAAUCCAGUACUUUUGUGAAAUACAAACCUUAUUGAAUACAACCACAAUAGACAGGAAGAAUAUAGACUAUAUAGGGGCGAACAGUCUACGUAAAUGUAAACAAAAAUAUGGAAAAGAAAGGGACUCCAAAAUGUUUCCUUAAUUUAAAUUGCAGUCUUUACAGGGUCUUCUGGUCCGAACGGCCUUGGGAUGCAAAGAAGAACUCAUGUACAGCAGUAAUAUUUUGAACACAAGAUUAGGCCGCUGAUUUGCAAAGCCACGCCCACGAGAGGAUUGGCGUGACGGCCUGUAGUGUCACGGAUCACGUGACCAUUGUGUUUGUAGCACUUGCAGUUUGUCCAAAUGGACACAGACUAUGCCGAACAAACCUCACAGUAGAACGUUGGUCCGCGUCACUAGCCAGGAUGCUCCCCAGCCUGGCCCACAGACCGUGGCAGGUCUUCUGCAGGGUCUCCUGGAGGCACAGAUCGAGGCUCCCACAGCCGUGCCUCGGGUGGAAAACCGGGAGCACAUUUAGCUCGUGCCUCAGACCUCCGGACUGUCGAGUUGCCUCGGCGGGAGCGGCCGAGGUCCACUUCUAUUCUACCUUUGGAAACGGCAAAGAUGGACCUCCAAGAUCUCCGUCGGAUGCCACUGAAAAAGUGACCGCAAAACCCAACGUAGCAGCAACAGGUUCUGCGCUUAAGGGGCUCACUACAGCAGAGACCAUUCAAGUGAAAGUCCGGGCCGUCCUGAAGAAGCGUGAAUAUGGCGCCAAGUACACGCAGAAUAACUUCAUCACGGCUGUCCGAGCCAUGAAUGAAUUCUGUCUUAAACCGAGUGACCUGGAGCACCUUCGCAAGAUCCGAAGACGCAGCCCCCACGAUGACACUGAGGCCUUCACUGUGUUCCUGCGCUCGGACGUCGAGGCGAAAGCUCUGGAUGUGUGGGGAAGCCAAGAAGCUCUGGCCAGGGAGAGAAAUCUCCGGAAGGAAGUGGAGAGAGAGUACGAAGAAAAUAUCUUUCGUAGUCAGCAGCUGUUGAAGGAAUACAAAGACUUCUGGGGAAACACAAAGCCUCGAUCAGGCAAAAGGACAACAUUUCUACAAGGCCCAGGCAAAGUGGUUAUGGUCGCCAUUUGCAUAAAUGGGCUGAACUUCUUUUUCAAGCUGCUGGCAUGGGUCUACACUGGUUCAGCAAGCAUGUUCUCAGAGGCCAUCCACUCUCUAGCCGACACCUGCAAUCAAGCCCUGCUGGCUCUGGGCAUCAGCCAGUCUGUACGGAACCCUGAUGCUGGGCACCCGUAUGGCUUCUCCAACAUGCGCUACAUCGCGUCCCUCAUCAGCGGCGUGGGCAUUUUCAUGAUGGGCGCCGGGCUCUCCUGGUACCAUGGUAUUAUGGGACUGCUGCACCCGGAGCCUAUUGAGUCUUUAUUAUGGGCAUACUGCAUUUUGGCGGGUUCUCUGGUGUCUGAAGGAGCCACACUACUGGUAGCGAUCAAUGAGAUAAAGAGAAGUGCCCAAAACCACAGACUUUCCUUUUAUGAAUAUGUAAUGCAGAGUCGAGACCCAAGCACCAACGUGGUGCUACUUGAGGACACCGCCGCUGUGCUCGGGGUCAUUAUGGCUGCAAGCUGCAUGGGACUCACCUCGUUGACAGGUAAUCCGUACUAUGACAGCCUGGGCUCGCUGGGAGUGGGAACGCUACUCGGCACCGUCUCGGCCUUCCUCAUCUACACCAACACGGAGGCGCUGCUGGGACGCUCCAUACAGGCCGAGCGCGUGCAGAAACUCACAGAGUUCUUAGAGAACGACCCCGCUGUGAGAGCCAUCCAUGACGUGAAGGCCACCGAUUUGGGAUUGAGCAAAGUGCGCUUUAAGGCGGAAGUCGACUUCGAUGGCCGAGUGGUGACACGCUCUUAUCUGGAAAAGCAAGACAUCGACCAAAUCCUCAAUGACAUUCAGCAGGUGAAGACGCCGGAGGAGCUGGAGAACUUCAUGCUGAAACAUGGUGAGAACAUCAUCGACACCCUGGGUGCUGAGGUGGACCGCCUGGAGAAAGAACUCAAGCAACGUAACCCAGAGGUCCGCCAUGUAGACCUGGAGAUCUUAUAAUAACACUGACGCGACGUGGAAGAACCUGCAAGAUGAAGAAGAGGCAAAAGGACGCGCAGGCUCGCAUCUGCUGUCCACUUUGCAUUCCUAACUAAAAGCUCCACCUCCUCACAGGCCUCCGUGCAACAACACUUGAACAUUAUUGUGACAAGUUAACGGUAUGGAAUAGUUUCAACACAACCACAUUGUAUGACAAAGUUCUGACUUCUCCUUGAUGACUCCACAACAUGAAAUCAUGUUACCGAUCAAACUACCUGACACACCAAACCAAUUUUUAUGCUUGACGGAACAACUAUUUGACACACUUAAUGAAGAUUAAUAGGAUUUAUUACAAAUCAUCUAUAUACAAAAGUGUUCAGGCUCAAAUAGUGAACUUUGAGUAGAAUGAACUGCAAAACUACAAUUUAUCGAACCACAUGACUUCACAAUGUGUAUUAUGAAGACUGAACUCCAGUAUAUGAACCAGUUUUGCUACUUGUAAUCCAACAAAUGACAUUUUAUUUGUUUUGUGCUCUGAAAGGCACUGACGUGCCUCGUUUGGCAAACUAUGUAUGAAAAUUGAUUUUCCCCUUUUCCACUCAGUGUGCUGCCAUGUUUUUAUUUUGAAGCCCGUCUUAUUCGGGGCCGAGGUCAUUUCAUGUGAGUUAGUGAGAACAGUGCAUAGUGUUGACUCGUGAGGGUGUGUGUGUGGGAGAGGCGGGAUGCAUACCGUACUGAUGCAGCAGUUGGAACAAAUUAGAAAAAAAUAUUUAUUAAAUUAUUUUAAUUUC
Molecule: messenger RNA, 3110 nt
Organism: Phyllopteryx taeniolatus (common seadragon)
Lineage: Eukaryota; Metazoa; Chordata; Actinopteri; Syngnathiformes; Syngnathidae
Gene: slc30a9
Product: solute carrier family 30 member 9
Exons: 18
Coding region: 652-2340 (562 amino acids)
Biological process (GO): transmembrane transport; zinc ion transport; positive regulation of transcription by RNA polymerase II
Cellular component (GO): membrane; nucleus
Molecular function (GO): monoatomic cation transmembrane transporter activity
Source: RefSeq, a predicted model, not a curated record